This is a messenger RNA of Passer montanus (Eurasian tree sparrow), 1688 nucleotides long. It is a transcript of the gene TREML2, whose product is annotated as triggering receptor expressed on myeloid cells like 2. Gene Ontology annotation, molecular function: signaling receptor activity. Gene Ontology annotation, cellular component: cell surface. NCBI's taxonomy places the organism in Eukaryota, Metazoa, Chordata, Aves, Passeriformes, Passeridae. The transcript has 4 exons. The record is from RefSeq and is a predicted model, not a curated record. Bases 1 to 651 code for a protein of 216 amino acids.
AUGGAGAAGCUCCUGCACCUCACCUUGGUCUUCCUGUCAGCAUCCUGCGCUGCAGAGAACGUCACCGUGGUGGCCGCCAUGGAGGGGGACACCAUUUCUGUCAACUGCUCCUACGACCCGCGGCAGUGGUGGCGGGAGAAGAGCUGGUGCAGGCAGCUGGAGCAGAGGCGGUGCCAGCACGUGGUGGGCGCCCCGCCGGCGUGGCUGCCCUUCCCCGGGAGCAGGAGGGGCACCACCUCCAUCAGGGACGACGCCCGCGCCGGGCUCCUGACCGUCACCAUCAGGCGCCUCCGCAAGGAGGACGCGGGGCUCUACCAGUGCAGAACGGAUUUCCUGGGCCAAACAAAGAGCCUGAGGAUGGUGCAGGUGGAAGUGCUGGCAGCUGACCUGGUGACCCACGUGCCAGAGGAGCCCAGAGCUGUGCAGAGCAUCUCCAGGUCCUCUCCUGACGUGGAUUUCACUGUUUUCUACAUCCUGGCUGGAUUCCUGGUGGCCAAGUUCAUGGUGGCUGUGCUGGUCGGGGCUGUUGCCCACAGCAGGAAGAAGAGGGAGAGAGGGCAGAACGCAGGCCUGGGUGAGCAGCAGGUGCUCCCGCUCCCUGCUGACCUUGGACAUGAUGGAAUCGGCCUCUCCUGGGAGAGCUCUGCGUGAGCCAAGCCAAAGGGAAUCCAUGGAAAAGGCAAAUGAGGGUUUGCCACCUGCCAUAAGCAAAGGAUCACUACUAAACACCGGUCUGGAAGAACUGGAGAGGGAACGUCCCCAUCUUCUUUGUCACCUCUUCCCCUUGGCACCUCAUCCCCAGGCAGUUAUUCCAGACAUCAUUCCCAGGACCAUUCCAUCACGGUCUGAACUGACACCCAUCAACUUCCUGUCACCUCAGGUGACAGAUUCUGCCUUUCCAAGGUGAGGAAGAGCAGCUCCCACAAGCUGCUUUGGACUGUGGGGAUGCUUGGAGAAAAUCCCUGUGGAAAUGCGUGAGGAACUGCAGGACACACCAGGAAAGGGAUGUGGUCUCUUUGCAUCUCUGAGCCAGCUUCUCCUCCCUGAAGGGACUUUGUGAGCACAGGAGCUGUCUCUCUGUUGCUCUCCCUGUGUUUUCUCUCCCAUGUGGUGGUUGUUCAUCCCUCCCCUCUGAGCUGCACUCAGCUCUCCCAGGCUCCAAACCCAUGGGCACUCACGUUUCUUUUUCCCUGCAAAACUAAAUAAAAUCCAGCUGAUUCUCUGGCUUGGUGUGGAUUUCCUGCAGGACACCAGGUGACAGUCGUGUCCCAGAGCAGAGGUGAUGCUUGGAACACCCUGGAGUGUUUAGAACACCCAGGAACAUCCAGAGCCAGCUCUGUGCAGGAGCAGCAGCUCAGAGCCCAACCUCUCAUUGCCCACAGAAGCAAUGGCUGAAAUUUGCUUAUUUUAAUUACACUUUUGGGUUCCCUUUUUUAGAGUAGUUCUGUGUUUUGUCCAGAAAUUGAAAUUCAUGGUGGCACAUCUGGCAACCCUUGUCCUUCCGAGGUCUUUCCCUCCCACCACUCUGAGGUUUUCAAUCUUAAAUCAGCAACUUUUGGAGAAGAAAAUCUGUAUUUGUUGCUUUCUCCUGGUCUAGACAGUGACUUGCUGUAUCUGCAUCCACAGAGAGAAAUUUGUCAUCUGAAAUAAAAAUAUCUCCAAGGAAAUAAAAAGAAAUUAAUCAAUAA